AUGAUUGGUGUCUUGAUCAGGAACGGCGCAGAUCUCAAUUGGAAAGAUAACCAUCAGCAAACACCAUUACUGUACUCCCUGGAAAGGAAAUUUCUACCCAUGGCCAGAGAUCUCUUGGGGUAUUUUGGUACAGAAGUGACCACUCUGGAUAACAAGGGCCGCAAUGCGAUCUGGGGGGGUGAUACUUUUCUAGCCGACUGCAAAGGUAUCAACCCUAUCAACCUAGCUAUCCUCAAGCAGAACAGUACCAUUCUUACCACGCUGCUUGACCAUGUCAAAACGAAACCUUCAGCGGCAAACUUAGAUGAUACAAACAACAUUGAGCAUCCACUAUUUGUUGCCACGCGCAAAGGAUCAAAAGAAAUGGUCCAAAUAUUGAUUUCCUACGGAGCAAGCCUCAAUAUCAGAAAUCGAAAGGUGCUACAGAUGCAAGGGGGGGCAACAGCGCUACAUUCGGCAGCAAAGCGGGGACACAAAUCUGUUGUGAAGAUUCUGCUAGCCUUUCCCGGUAUCGAAAUCAAUUCUCGCGAUGUAGAUGAAGCCACACCUCUAUGCAUUGCUAUUAGUGAAAACCAACAGGGCAAACGGCCCUUCAUUAUGCCGUACGAAAAUGGCAACAUUCUUCUCGUAUGUGUUCUCCUUGAUUUUGAGAUGCUGGAUCCAAACAUUCGCGAUAGGUGUGGUUGGACUCCUAUCACCUAUGCUGCAUCAAGUGGCCGUCUACGAUUACUGGAGGUACUUCUCACCAGGCCAGAUAUUGUGCUGAAUGUUCGAAAUGCCUCACCCAUCUUCUAUGCCUGCGAGAGAGGGCAUUUAGAGAUCGUUCGUCGGCUUCUAGACCAGAAUGAUAUUGAUGUCAACAAACCAGUCUGGAACAAGUCUCCUCUUUACAUCGCAAUCGAGAAUGGCCAUACCGAGAUUGUGAGGCUGUUGAUUGACCAGGGUAGUGGAAUCGAUGUCAACUCAGCUACAUUGCUUGGAAGCACUGCAUUGUCAGUGGCAGCACUGAAUGGGCACCUGGAAAUUGUGGAACUCUUGCUCCAAGAUGAAAGGCUGAACUGCAAGGCUGAAAAUUCUUUUGGAGAAACAGCCCUUCAACUAGCAGCGCGAGAAGGACACGAAGCCAUCGUGCGAUCUCUUUGUCGUGAUGUCCGUGCCAGAGAUCUUCCGAGCUUAAGAAAUGCAAUAAAGUACUCAUCAAACAUCAGGUUGACAUACUUUCUUCAAGGACAGGAAGAGAUAUGGGCCAGAGAAAACGAUGCAUGA
This is a messenger RNA of Penicillium waksmanii, 1266 nucleotides long. Its product is annotated as ankyrin repeat domain-containing protein. NCBI's taxonomy places the organism in Eukaryota, Fungi, Ascomycota, Eurotiomycetes, Eurotiales, Aspergillaceae. The record is from RefSeq and is a predicted model, not a curated record. Bases 1 to 1266 code for a protein of 421 amino acids. The transcript has 4 exons. Gene Ontology annotation, molecular function: protein binding.